AUGAUCAAGGAACCAUACUAUAAUCUGACUUCUUCUGCUUCGUCAAUCAAGCCUUCCAACCCAAAAUCUUACAGCUUUGUCUCGUAUGAUUUGCCCCCUACCCAGCCCUUUCAAUUGCUAGCCGCACCCAGCAUCUCGCUCACUGCCCAAACCACCCCUUCUCGCAGUCGCUCGUAUUCCGUGGAACCGUACUAUGUCAAGAACAAAAAGGUAGGAACUUUACCCCCAGCACUUUCGGGCAUGUACAAGUACACUUUUGCAGAGGAAAGCGAAAGCGGCGAAGACGACGACUUUGCCAUUGUAUCUGAUUCUGAAGACGAGGAGUAUUUCGCUGGUGGCUCCAGUAACGGGUACCACAUACACCCUCCCCCUUCUGAUGUCACGUUGUCGCGCAAGGUGUCUGACAAUUAUACCAGUCGCUUUGAGUUGGACACAGACACAGACGAAAGCGACAAGGAGGUAGAUGCCUACAACCGAUGGAUGACUCCCAUUGAAGCUAGCAGCUCUGCCGGUAUAUAUAAGUGUAGAUCUCGCCCUCCUCAUCUUGACAGCUUGCGUGAUAUCAACGAGACGUUGUUGAUGAAGUCAAACAACCCCAAUGUGUUGACCAACGUCAGAUCAAGAUCACUUUCUGACAAUCUUGAAGCACCUAAGUUGGACCAGAAGGUUUUUGUGUAUAAAGGGUAUGAAGAGACUCCCAUUAAGACUGGUCUUAGGGACGACUAUGAUGCUGUAGGUGGCGGCCAGUAUAUUGUCUAG
Molecule: messenger RNA, 759 nt
Organism: Scheffersomyces stipitis CBS 6054
Lineage: Eukaryota; Fungi; Ascomycota; Pichiomycetes; Serinales; Debaryomycetaceae
Exons: 1
Coding region: 1-759 (252 amino acids)
Source: RefSeq, a predicted model, not a curated record